Molecule: messenger RNA, 2133 nt
Organism: Schistocerca gregaria
Lineage: Eukaryota; Metazoa; Arthropoda; Insecta; Orthoptera; Acrididae
Product: G-protein coupled receptor 54
Exons: 8
Coding region: 38-1270 (410 amino acids)
Biological process (GO): G protein-coupled receptor signaling pathway
Cellular component (GO): membrane
Molecular function (GO): G protein-coupled receptor activity
Source: RefSeq, a predicted model, not a curated record
CUUCAUCAUCUCCAUCUGUUUCAGAAAAUCAGAAGAAAUGUGUCUACCUGUUAUUGAUCAUCGACCUUCUGAUCAAUGUGAUAACUACAGCAGUACUCACAAAGGGAUUACAAAUAUCUCAGGAUGUACUACAAAUAUAUCAUGGGAACACUGGGAGAAUGGACAGACGGGUGUGGAUAAAGCAGAAUUUAAUUACAGUGCACAUAACUUUCCAAAUGAAAUUUGGAUAGUACGGGAGAACUGGGAAAUUGCAGUGAAGAUUCUUUUUGUCAUCCCAAUAGUGAUUUUCGGCAUUAUAGGGAAUGUUGCAAUCAUUAAUAUUGUUGUGAGAAAUACAUUUCUGCGUUCACCAACUAACAUGUUAUUGGCAAACAUGGCUGCUGCAGAUGCUCUUACACUUCUUAUUUGCCCACCUAUGUUCCUUGUGUCAGAUUUAUUCCAAAACUAUGUUCUUGGUAAAGGUGGCUGUAAAACUGAAGGCUUCUUUUCAUGUGCAUUUCUACUAACAGCUGUUUUGAAUCUUUGUAUUGUGAGUUAUGACCGCCUCACAGCAAUUACAUUGCCACCAGAAGCAAAAUUAACUCACAAUGCAACAAAGGUUAUCAUGGCAGUCACCUGGGCAUCUGGAUUCUUGAUAGCACUACCUCUCAUAAUUUUCAGAAACUAUAAGGAACGCCAAUGGAAGAACUUCCUUGAGCAGUACUGCACUGAAGACACUACAGUGCUUCCUGUUUAUUGGUAUAUCAUACUAAUAUUACUGGUAUGGUUUCCACUGAGUGUAACUACAAUGUCAUACACAACUAUAUUUUUGAAGCUUGAUUACUAUGAGAAAAAACUGCAGAGAACACAUCAAAAAGUAUUUGUCAGCUACAAAACAAAAGUAGCUCGAACCAUGUUCAUUAUUUUAGUAGUCUUUGUGAUAUGCAGAGGUCCUUACACUGCUCUUAUAUUUGAAAGAUAUGUUUGGCAAGCACUAAGUCAAAUGAAUCAAGUGACAGAGAGUUUUCACGAGUUCUGGUUUGCAGCAAAAUAUUUUCUGUAUGUCAAUGCUGCUAUCAAUCCACUGAUAUACGGAUUCACAAAUGAAAGCUUCCGCCGGGCAUUCCGCACUUUACCGGUGUCCAGAUGGGUUUUUGGUAACAGUAAUAUCUUAAUGUCUCCUUUACGGGAGGAAAAACAACGGCACUCCCCAACUCCAGCUCCCAAAGAAACUAAGCACAAAACAAAGAAGAAGAAAAGUAAGAAAGAAGAAUAUGAACAGCGGCAAUGAUAAGCAAUUAUGGAAAAUCCAGAAUAUAAGAUAAUGUGUAUAAAAGAGCAAAUUGCUAUAGAAGAGAUGCUGAGGUGCAGACAGACAUAAGGACAGGAAAUUGCUUUACACACACCCACACACACACACACACACACACACACACACACACACACACAGAGAGAGAGAGAGAGAGAGAGAGAGAGAGAGAGAGAGAGAGAGAGAGAGAGAGAGCAAAAGCUGAACGUUCUUUUCGUCGCUACUAUCAGCUGCGCAGUAUCUCCUCUGUUUUUAAGUAGCAAUCUGUAUUUUUAAAAAAAAUGUAUCAUUGCCAGUAACAACCAGGUUGCUCUGGAAGAGACUGUCUUUUGUCUCAUGUGUAAUGAAAGAAAAAUGAUGAAAGCUGUCAAUACAAUUGCUCUUCCAUAUGAUAUCGCAGUGUAAUAAUAAUUAUGAAUGUUAUUUGGAGAUUUAACACAGAAAAUGGAGUUCAGAUCCAUACACCUGAUAUUUAAUCUGUCAUGAAAUUACUGUUUAGAGUAACUAAUGUGGAACUAUAAAGUAGAAAUUCUGUUGCACCCACUUACACUACAUGUUCAGAAUCUAAUUUGAUAAAUUCCCAUAUCAAAGACACAAAACAGUCUUUCAUUUUUUUAAAUGCUGGAAUGUAUUUACAGAUCAAUUAUUUGUCAAAUGUAAAAUGAUACUGUUUUAAUGUAAUGCCAUGUGUUUGUUGUCCAAUGCUGUUAGAUAUAGUGACGACACACAAACUAAACAUUUCUUAAUAAAGAUGUAAGGUUAUUUGCUAUAAAAUAAAUAAUUGAAACAUUUCAUUGUUUAAAACUGAAAUAAAUUAUUGCAACAGGAAUCAGUUGUGAACACUU